Leguminivora glycinivorella is the source of this 2031-nucleotide messenger RNA. RefSeq names its product vacuole membrane protein 1 (gene Tango5). Lineage: Eukaryota; Metazoa; Arthropoda; Insecta; Lepidoptera; Tortricidae. Bases 239 to 1624 code for a protein of 461 amino acids. The transcript is spliced from 10 exons. The record is from RefSeq and is a predicted model, not a curated record.
CUGAAGGGGUAUGAGUGAAACUAAAUUGAAAAAAAGUCCAUUUAAUUUCUUCAUAUUAACAUAAAAGUAGUGCAAUAAUAUUUUAAACUAUAUCUCUAAAGUUGUGGCCCUCGAGAAGUGUUUAAUGUGGAGAGGACAUUGUAAAAACAUGAAGAUCUGAACAGUGCUUAGUUAUAUACACAUACUGACUACAAAAAAAAUAUUUGGGGUGCUACGGACAGAUUCCAACUCGGUUACAAUGGUUACAACAAGACGGGCACGUAAUCAGACAAGCUCCCGGCUAUCUGAGGCCGUAUUGCGUCCGAAUUUGGUAUCCGAAAAUGGAAGAGCUCGCCAGAACUUGAACCCAGAAGUGUUAGCUGCGAUGAGCAAAGAACAACUGCGGGCUGAGUGCAGGAAACGCGGACAACGGGCUACGGGCAACAAAAACGAGCUGCUAGCCCGUCUCGGGUAUUACAAACUGGCGGCUGCGCAGGCCGACACGGAGCAGCGCGCGCGCAACGGGCUCCACAACCCACACCCUAAAGAGAUCAGAAUAAGGAGCAAAGAAAACAUGGAUUCAGAGAGCAAUUUAGUGCUGUGGCGACGACCUUUCACCACAUUAGAAUACUUCUUCAAAGAGCUUUUCGCGCUCACAUCCGCUGGACUCCAAAGAUUAUUCGCGUACAAACUGCUGGCGUUAUUAAUAGUAUUGAUAAUCACCGGGACGACGGUGUCCUACCACAUAAGUGGGCCUCAUCAGCCCUACGUACAUCUAGUAAUAUCAACACUGGCGUGGUGGGGCUGGUGGGUGAUCCUAGGCGUAUGCAGUUCCGUAGGCCUCGGGACAGGCCUCCACACAUUCCUCCUAUACCUGGGGCCUCACAUCGCGCGGGUCACCCUCGCUGCGUACGAGUGUGGAGGCCUCAACUUUCCCGAACCUCCUUAUCCUAACGAUAUAAUCUGCCCAGCAGAAAUCGAUCCCAACAACGCCGUGUCCAUAUGGAACAUCAUGGCGAAAGUUCGCGUCGAGUCCAUGAUGUGGGGCAUCGGUACUGCGUUAGGAGAACUGCCUCCGUACUUCAUGGCGAGAGCAGCGAGGCUGUCUGGUGGCAGUGUAGCGGAGCUUAAUAUAGAUGAUGAGUCUGCUAUGAGCAGAGCAAAGAAAACAGUACAAAAGCUAGUCGAGCAGAUCGGCUUCAUCGGCAUUCUAGCGUGCGCGUCAAUACCCAACCCACUGUUCGACCUCGCCGGGCUAACCUGUGGGCACUUCCUCGUACCGUUCUGGACUUUCUUCGGGGCUACGGUCUUGGGCAAGGCGGUUAUCAAGAUGCAUAUACAGAAGAUGUUUGUGAUUGUGUCUUUCAAUGAGACUCUAGUCGGACAAGUCCUAACCUGGGUGGAGCGGAUACCGUACAUCGGGCCAAAACUCGAAGCGCCUCUCCUUGAGUUCCUUCGCAACCAAAAGGCCAGAUUACACAAAAACGACUCCGCACUGCCAGAGAACUCGGGCUCAGUUCUCUCCAGUCUACUAGAGAAGUUCGUACUGGCGAUGGUGCUGUACUUUGUGGUGUCUAUAGUGAACGCUCUGGCGCAGAAUUAUAAUAAGAGGAAUGGGAAGAAAAAAGGGAAGAAGAGGGAAUAACGCGCGACCGUCGACGCGGCACCACACCACGCGCGCCGUCGAACGUCGGAGAAAAGGCGGCGGUAGUACCCAAUAAACUGCGAUGAAAGUUAAAUAGUUAUUUUAUUAAGACACGUACAACACUACAAGAUAGCCAUCCUUCUCUUACAUAUACCGUCAUCAUAUGUGCGACAGAGAGAGCAUGAUUCUUGUAGUUUUGUACUAGAGUUAGACUAAGCUGGCAACGAUUUUGAUAGUCCCGCACAUACAACCUAGCAAAAAAAAAAUAUAAAUUACAAAGUGGCAACAUAAUAGUAAUGAAUAGAUUAUUGCUUAAAGUUUAUGUAAUUAACACAAAAACAAUAUUUUUAUUAAAAUUUCUUGCUUAAGUAUCGUCACAAAACUGACAGUGAGUUACUUUUUGUUAA